Vitrella brassicaformis is the source of this 2124-nucleotide messenger RNA. The record is from the annotation of a GenBank genome assembly. NCBI's taxonomy places the organism in Eukaryota, Vitrellaceae.
CGGAAGGCGCAGGCGUGCAGCUGCCUCGGCUGUCCUCUGCAUGACAGCCACGGUGACAAUGGUUUUUGAGGGCCUUUCCUCUCUGGCCUGCCUCAUCUCUGUCGCCUCUGCCGCCUUCGGCGACCUCAGCUAUGGCGUCCCAGCCUCACGGGGGCGAUUCAGUCUCUCAUUCAGCCACCACACCACCACUGAGGUCCCCGACAGCGAUGAGAGGGAGAGCACCUACGUCAGCACCGCAUUUUCGCUCUCUCCGGGUGACGUCCUCAACACCGAUCCCUUCGACGUCCCCGUCGAGAUGCCUUACAAUGAACCGAUGGCGAUAAGAGGCCUGUGGGGGGAGAUUGUGGACGACAGGAAUGUCAGCGUGCCACUCGACGAGGUAUGCUCAUCAAUGAAGGCGGUCUCCAUGGAUUUGUGUGUGUGUGAGUUAAAAGGUGUACGUGCAUCAUUGGUUUCUGUUCUACACGACGCCUGACGCCGGCAACGAGCUGGUGGGGAAGCUGGGCACAGGCGCAGAGACCAGAGGUCACUGACUGACUGACUGACGGACGGACGGAUGGAUGGAUGGACGUGAAGGCACAUUCGUGUGUGCUCCCAUGUCUGGCUGCAGGCACUCCGAUAGUAUCUCUCACCGCUCCCUAUGCCUUCACGACGACAGGCAAGGAGAAGUGGUGGCUCAACGUGCACCUGCUGAUGCUGCAAAACGUCACCAACGUGUCGGCGUGCAUUCAGGUAAGACACACAUGGCAUCAAUGGGACCCCUGCAGGCCUUUGCGUGCGACAUGUCGGGAUAUAUGUGUGUGUAUCUUUCAGUGCCUGUGCCCUCCCGAUGGCCGACAUGGGUCUUUCAACUGCUGCCCAGAUGGGGUGAGUCUCCUGUGCUCACGGGUGUGUGCACUCUCACCACUUGGCCUCUCUGUGUGCAUCCCACAGGCCCACUGGCACACGACAUUCGACCCCUUCGUGACCUCCGACGGCACAGAUGCCUUCGAUGACCCCCACCAGUGCGCCAACUGCAACAGCGACCCAGAUGACGUCUUCGGUCCGCCCAUCCAGAGCGGUUUUCUUGCCCGCCCCGCCCCCAAGUACUACCGAGUCAAGUACACGGUGCGGUAUGCCCAUGUCAGCCCCAUUGUGCGGCCGGUCCGCGCCAACAUGAUCAUCGAUGCCGUCGGCGGACGGCAUGAGUGGAAUGUCUUCCCUGCAGAGGGAUGCCUGAAGCCAUCAGCCAGCCAUCUUGCGGUUGCCAUCAAGGAACGGCGGCUGGGCGACAGUGGCCAUGAUGAUAUUGCCGAGAGGUGUGUCGACACCAAGACGGCCACUGUGGUGGUGGAUGAGGACUUCCAGCUCAUCGGCAUGCGCGCCCAUAUGCACAUCGGGGCCAUCGACGCGGUCCUUGCCGGCAUCAGCAGCAACAGCAGCGACACAGAUGACGGUAGUGGGAUCGAUUGGCGCUGCGACAUGCGGGCCAUCUACGGCCGCACGCCCCACACGGCUGGCGACCUCAGGGGCGACCUUCCUCUCUCCCUCCCUCCCUCCCUCACACCCCCAGUCACCGUUUCUCUCUCUCUAUCUCUCUCUCUCUGUGUGUGUGUGUGUGUCAUGACUACUUCAGGUCAGAGACGGCGAGCAGAGGAUGCAGAAGCAUCCUGAGGAGGACGCCGAGGAGAUCAAGGCUAAGCACAAGGAGAUCGAAGAGAUCUGCAACCCCAUCAUCUCGGCCGUCUACGGCGCCGCGGGCGGCGCGGGCGGCCCCACCGGCGAGGAGGACUACAAGGCACACGACGAACUCUAGACACAGACAGAGAGACAGACAGACAGACAGACGGAUGGAUCGACCGACGGACCUGGAUAGAUAGAUGGUAGCUUCCGUCCUCCCGUCGUAGCUCCUCCCUCCCUCCAUCCAUCCAUCCAUCGACCGAUCGCUAAGCCUGCAUGUGUGGGUCGACGUCAAAGCACUCACUCCAAUGCACACGCAAAUGCAGCACCGUCGACGUCGAAGUGCUCGCAGUGCAGUGCUGGACUUCUGCUUUCUUUUCGGAUGGAUGGAUGGAUGGAUGAGUGCUAUCGCUCUCUUUGUCCGUGUGUGUGUGUGUGUGUGUGCGGGCGUGUUGGUGGUUGCCU